GUGGUAAUAAUAUUUUUCUAACCCUCAUGGCUCCUCCCCCGCCUUUCUACUUUUACCUUCGUUUCUUAUAUUUUUGUUUCUAUCAGCUAACACAUAGGUUAUAGCUUCGAUAUUGGAGGUGUCUAAACCUUGACUCUCUUUCACAUUAUUUUUGUCCUUCCCUUUUCUUUUUUUUCUAAGGAAAAGCUCCUUUUUCUGUCAUUACUGCCUCGACACGAUAAUUUUGGCCAUGGCGCGCCGAAAGAAUCCCCCACCAGAGGAUGCGAAUGACCCGAUUGUGGCCAUCGCGGGAUCUGUUGCCCACAAGGCUGAGAGCUCAAAGGAUCAUGGAAGCUCUAUUUUCCAAUUAAUUAUCUGCGUUGGUGGAAUUUAUGCUUCAUUCUUAACAUGGGCCCUCCUCCAAGAACGCAUAACCACAACCCCCUAUGGCGCCGACAAGAAGAUCUUCCGUUCCCCACUUGUUUUGAACACUGUGCAAUCUCUCUUCGCAGCUCUAACUGGUUAUGCCUACUUCUCUUACUCUUCCUCCCCCGGCCAGCCCUCCCACGUCUUCCCCAAUUUCUCUAUCUCCCUCCGUCUCUUGCUCGUAGCACUCACCCAAUCCCUCGCUUCCCCCUUCGGCUACGCCUCUCUCCAACACAUUGACUACAUAACCUACAUCUUGGCAAAAUCAUGCAAACUCCUCCCGGUGAUGUUCUUACACAUAACUAUCUUCAGACGCCGAUACCCGCUAUAUAAAUACGCCGUGGUCUUCCUCGUCACGGCGGGUGUGGCAGUAUUUACAUUGUACCCGGCGCACCCGAAAAAGAUCAAGAAGAGCGCUUCUUCGAACGGAGAGAAGAAAUUCUACGGGAUGUUGUUGCUAGGCGUGAAUCUUUUGUUCGACGGCUUGACGAACACUAUCCAGGACGACAUCUUCUCCAGGACGCCAAAGGGGGCUGUCUCGGGACCGCAGAUGAUGACGGCGUUGAACACGAUUUCAUCGGUGUUGACGAUUGGUUUUUUGUUGCUUAAUCCCUGGAGCACCGAGCUGAAUGAUGCGCUGGCGUUCGUGAAGGAGCAUCCGAAGGUUGGAAUGGAUAUCAUGGGUUUUGCGGUCUGUGGUGGGUUGGGACAGGUCUUUAUCUUCCACACUCUCUCCAGCUUCGGCUCAUUGGUCCUUGUCACUGUGACUGUGACUAGAAAGAUGCUUUCUAUGAUCUUUUCGGUUGUUGCCUUUGGUCAUAGUCUCUCCAGCAUGCAAUGGUUGGGAGUUGGGCUCGUGUUUGGUGGAAUCGGCGCGGAAGCAGAGAUGAAGAGGCAGAGCGAGGCGACUAAGAAGAUGACUAAGCAAAAUGGUCAUACCAAAAAAGAAUGAGAGGGAUUUCAUCUAUCUACUCGAGUAAAUUACCGGUAUUACUGGUAACCCGCCUAUCAUAUAUCAUAUGAUACCACAAUGUUAAGACCUGUUUCUCUGCGCUCCUCAAUGAAUUCUACAACAUUACAACGCCGAUUUCGGUCGCGGUUGUAUUUAGAUCUUGCGUUUUUCUGUGUUGGGUAGAUGAAUGUAGAUAGAAGCAUUUUCAUGGGCAUGGUGAGAAUUUAGUUCAACUACCAUAGG
This is a messenger RNA of Tuber melanosporum (Perigord truffle), 1600 nucleotides long. RefSeq lists its product as uncharacterized. The record is from RefSeq and is a predicted model, not a curated record. Gene Ontology annotation, molecular function: UDP-glucose transmembrane transporter activity; UDP-galactose transmembrane transporter activity. Gene Ontology annotation, biological process: UDP-galactose transmembrane transport. The coding region runs from base 230 to 1357 and encodes 375 amino acids. The transcript has 3 exons. NCBI's taxonomy places the organism in Eukaryota, Fungi, Ascomycota, Pezizomycetes, Pezizales, Tuberaceae. Gene Ontology annotation, cellular component: endoplasmic reticulum membrane; Golgi membrane.